AUGCGUUGUCUCCAGACCCUGACUCUCCUCGGAGCAUUGGCUCUCACCGCCGUCAACGCCGUCUCCCUCCCAACAGGCGUGCCUCGUGAUGUCUCGGAAUUCCGAGAUAAGCACCCUUAUCAGUCUCCGAAACAUGAGCACCGCAAGAUUGUUCAGAUUCGCGCAUCCAAAAAUCACCAUGACGAUGUGUCGGCGGAGUUCAAGCGAGGUAUAAGAAAAGCCGACAACGGCGGCACAUUGUAUCUGCCAAAAGGAAGAACCUACGUUAUCGGCAAGGCACUGGACUUAACAGGGUUGAAUGACAUUCAUAUUCAUUUGGAGGGUGAGAUUCGAUUCACAAAUGAUGUCGAGUAUUGGCAAGAAAACGCCUGGUAUCAUCCUUUCCAAAAGUCCAUCAUGUUCUGGAAGUGGGGAGGAAAUGACAUCAAGAUCUAUGGUAACGGUGUUAUCGAAGGUCAAGGGCAACGUUGGUGGAACGAAUUUCAGUCUGGCACAGGCUCCAUCCUUAAUCCCGACAACAAGUACUACCGCCCUAUCCUCUUCUACGCCGAGAAUACCACCAACCUGGACGUAUCAGGAAUCCACCUCAAAGACUCACCGUGCUGGAAUAACUUCAUCGUCAGCUCCAAGAACAUCAAAUACACCGACGUCGUCGCAACGGCAUUGUCAAAUAACGGCAGUAUCAUCCCCAAGAACACUGACUUUAUGAACACCAUGAAUACAUCAACUGUACGCAUCGAGAGGACUUGGGUCAAUAUUGACGAUGACUGCUUCUCGCCCAAGCCGAACAGCUCUGAUUUGUAUGUCAACACUAUGUACUGCAACGGCACACAUGGCCAGUCUAUGGGCUCUCUCGGACAGUACAAGGGCGAAGUUUCCAACGUUUACGACGUGCAUAUCGAAAAUGUUUGGAUGAUGAAUGGAGACUACUCUGGUGCUCGUAUCAAGGUCUGGGCUGGAAACGAGACCGGCACAGGCUCCGUCAACAACGUGACCUUCAAGAACUUCUGGGUCGCUCGUAUGGACUACGGCAUAUUCCUCGAUUCAUGCUACUUCAACAUCUCAGCUGAAGAAUGCAACGCCCAUCCCUCAGGCAUGCAAAUCACCAACAUCCACUUCGAGAACUUCACCGGAUAUACAUCCGGCGUUUAUGGCAAUGCUGUAGCCCGUCUCUCAUGUUCAGCCGCUGAAGACGCUGUCUGUGCUAAUAUCACUGUCAAGGACUUUAACGUCGAGACACGCUGCGGUGGAGAGCCUGUUAUUAUUUGUGACGGCAUGCACGGUGAUAUUGGUGUGGACUGUGUUCCGUAUGAGAGUGAUGAGGCUCAGGCGGCGCUCAAAGCAAAGUGCAAGACACCCAUGGCGUCUAUUGAUACGGAUCCUUGGGGCAGUGGGCUUAUUGAGAAGAAGAAGGGUGCCUUCCAUCCGCAGUAA
Fusarium sp. VM40 is the source of this 1434-nucleotide messenger RNA. The record is from the annotation of a GenBank genome assembly. Lineage: Eukaryota; Fungi; Ascomycota; Sordariomycetes; Hypocreales; Nectriaceae.